AUGUCCAUAUUUCAGAAGGAAGACUACAAUGCCGCGGAUGCAGUUUUUGCUAGUGGUGUUGAAAGUCGAACACAGUCCACACCCGUACAACAUUCCAAGUAUACCGAGACCAUGGAUCAGAUCCUGAACACCCCGGCAGCCCUCAGUGUUCUGUCAAUGGGCUACAGCAAGGACAUGGUCUGUAAGGCCGUAGAGAGGUGUCUUCAAUCAGGGAAAACGAAACUAUCUGCCACAGAAAUAAUGACGGUAAUAAUAGAUAUGGAGGAGGAAGAGGAAAUCGGGGAAAACCUGGAAACAGAAAACGUGCUAAGUGAGACAAAAUGUGAAAAUGUAUCGGAAAAAGAAUGUGAAAUUGAACACGACAAACGUGAAAAAGAAAUCGACUUUGUUAAUCAUCACAUAUCAGACUCAAAAAUGUAUUCCCAGUGUACAGAAGAACCAUUAUCGGGACAAAAUACUAUUUAUACAUAG
This is a messenger RNA of Mizuhopecten yessoensis (Yesso scallop), 471 nucleotides long. RefSeq lists its product as uncharacterized. NCBI's taxonomy places the organism in Eukaryota, Metazoa, Mollusca, Bivalvia, Pectinida, Pectinidae. The coding region runs from base 1 to 471 and encodes 156 amino acids. The record is from RefSeq and is a predicted model, not a curated record. The transcript has 2 exons.